UUUUGAUUUCCGAGCUAGAACGGAUCCAAAUAGCUCAAAUAUAGCCAUCUUAUUUAGAUUUUGAGCCCCAUCAAACAAGAUUCAAUUUCAUUAAAUUGGUUCAAAAUCAAAUACAAUGAGUCGACCGUAAGGCCCGACCCGUUUAACAGUCGACCUUCGUCCCUAUAUAACCCUAAAAAUCCUUCCCUUUCGUCGACGAAUUUCUCAACCCAUUUUCUUUGUUUGCGAGUUAGUUCCUCUUUCUUUCUUCUCUGUAUCACGAUGAUGAGAGCUUCUCUCCUCCGAUGCGCGGAAACCGUGCAGAGAAGAGGCUCCUCUUCUUCUCCUCUUAUCUCCCGAUCUUUCUCUUCCGGCUCGCUUCCCGACCGAAAAGUCGCCAUCCUCGGCGCAGCUGGCGGGAUAGGCCAGCCUCUCUCUCUUCUCUUGAAGUUGAAUCCUCUCGUUUCCAGCCUCUCCCUCUACGAUAUCGCAGGCACUCCCGGCGUCGCCGCCGAUGUCAGCCACAUCAACACUCGAGCCGAGGUGGCGGGAUAUGCGGGCGAGGAACAGCUCGGGAAAGCUCUUGAGGGAUCAGAUGUUGUUAUUAUACCCGCCGGAGUUCCAAGGAAGCCGGGUAUGACUCGAGAUGAUCUGUUCAACAUUAAUGCGGGGAUCGUGAAAUCUCUUGCUGCCGCCAUUGCUAAGUACUGCCCAAAUGCACUUGUUAAUAUGAUUAGCAACCCGGUGAAUUCAACGGUGCCUAUUGCUGCAGAGGUGUUUAAGAAGGCGGGAACUUAUGAUGAGAAAAAGCUUUUUGGUGUUACUACUCUUGAUGUUCUCAGAGCUAAGACCUUCUAUGCUGCCAAGGCUAAGGUUCCAGUCGAGGAGGUUAAUGUCCCUGUAGUUGGUGGGCAUGCGGGUAUUACUAUCUUGCCUCUAUUUUCACAGGCAACUCCUGCAAGUAAUUCCUUGUCGCAUGAGGAUAUUAAGGCUCUUACGAAGAGGACCCAGGAUGGAGGAACUGAGGUCGUGGAGGCAAAGGCAGGGAAAGGUUCUGCAACAUUGUCCAUGGCUUAUGCAGGUGCCAUUUUUGCUGAAGCAUGCUUGAAGGGCCUGAAUGGAGUUCCGGAUGUAAUAGAAUGCUCUUUUGUCCAAUCACAUGUUACAGAGUUACCUUUCUUUGCGUCAAAGGUAAGGCUGGGAAAGAGGGGUGUUGAAGAAGUGCUUGGAUUGGGCCCUCUCUCUGAUUUCGAGAAGCAGGGCUUGGAAGGUCUCAAAUCCGAGCUCAAGUCCUCCAUUGAGAAAGGGAUUAAAUUCGCCAGUGAGAAUUAAUCGCUGCAGAAUUUAUUUAUGCAAUUUUCCACAUUUUGGUUUUACAGUUUAAUGCAUUUUAUCUUGGAGGGAAAAAAAAAACAAAAAAUUGCUUUGGUUCUAACCGGGGAUUGUAUCCAACCAAUAAACAGAAUGCUUUCUAAUGUUGUGUUACCGUAUGCAUUAACUCAAGUUAAAACCUUCAGGUUUAUAUAUGUUACUGCUAUGAAUUUGCCUGAGUUU
Phalaenopsis equestris is the source of this 1533-nucleotide messenger RNA. Its product is annotated as malate dehydrogenase, mitochondrial-like. Gene Ontology annotation, cellular component: mitochondrion; cytoplasm. The transcript is spliced from 7 exons. Gene Ontology annotation, biological process: tricarboxylic acid cycle; malate metabolic process. Bases 262 to 1311 code for a protein of 349 amino acids. Lineage: Eukaryota; Viridiplantae; Streptophyta; Magnoliopsida; Asparagales; Orchidaceae. Gene Ontology annotation, molecular function: L-malate dehydrogenase (NAD+) activity. The record is from RefSeq and is a predicted model, not a curated record.